AACAAGAUCAAUAAACCUCCUCAAGACAAGCAUAACGGUUGGUCUUUUCCGCAAGACACUGACAGUUCCUGCUCUGAUGAGUCACUCUCUAGCGACAAAGAAAACACAGAAGAUAUUGGGUACAUGAGUGACGACGUCUCAUGUACUCUUGACAUAAACUACACUGGCUCAACACACGUGAACUCCGAGUCUUCAGACUCAGAUUCUUCAGACGAUAACAACUCCGUUCACGCCUUUCCUUCUACUCAAGGGAGAGAUGACAAUAGUACUUCUCCAUCAAGCAUAUAUAAUAAUACAUCCCGCACCAAAGAGGAUUUUGUUACUUGGCAGCGUAUAAUCCGCCUAGACGCCGUCCGCGCCGACACAGAAUGGUUCCCAUACUCCCCAUUCCAAGCCUUAGUAUCACAAGCCAAAGCGCGUCGCGCAGCUGCAGCGGUUAGUCUAAAAGACUACGCCCACUUAGAACCGUGGAAGAUCUUUCACGCCGCGCGCCUCGUGGCCAUCCUCGAAGCCUACGCCUUGCACGACCCCGAGAUAGGCUACUGCCAAGGGAUGAGCGACCUUCUCUCCCCAAUACUCACAGUCAUCCCCGAAGACCACGAGGCCUUCUGGUGUUUCGUGGGGUUCAUGAAGAAGGCUCGUCAGAACUUCAGGGUCGACGAAGUUGGGAUCACGAGGCAGCUCGGCAUAGUCUCGAAGAUCAUCGAAUGCAAAGACUCGCGGCUCUACAAGCACCUUGAGAAAGUCAAGGCGGAGGAUUGUUUCUUCGUUUACAGAAUGGUGCUUGUGAUGUUUAGAAGAGAGCUGACGCUGGAGCAGACGCUGUUUCUCUGGGAAGUGAUGUGGGCGGAGCAAGCUACGGUGAGAGCUGGGGUUGGGAAGUCUUCUUGGAGCAGUAGAAUAAAGCAUCAAGCUCCUCCUACGGAUGAUCUGUUGCUGUAUGUGAUAGCAGCUUCGGUGUUGCAGAGGAGGAAAGUUAUAAUAGAGAAGUAUAAUAGCGUGGAGGAGAUAUUGGGAGAGUGUCACAGUAUGGUUGGGAAACUAGACGUGUGGAAGCUCUUGGACGAUGCACGUGACCUUAUUAUUACCCUCCGCAGUAAGAUUGAACAAUAUGACAUGGGGUCAGAAUCAAAAAUAGGCAUGUGAUUUUUUGUGGUGGUGUUUGUUUUCUCUACCUGAGUUUGUUUACUUGGAGAUAGAUUGUGGCUUGCUGUAUCUCCAUUUUCAAUUUUGCAUGUGUAACAAACAAGUUUUGUGCCGGGGGAAGAGAAUCUUUCUCCGGUAUUAUAAUAAGUGUGGAUUACAUAGUUGGUCGGCAAUAAA
Brassica oleracea var. oleracea is the source of this 1323-nucleotide messenger RNA. Its product is annotated as GTPase-activating protein GYP7-like. Gene Ontology annotation, biological process: activation of GTPase activity. The transcript has a single exon. Lineage: Eukaryota; Viridiplantae; Streptophyta; Magnoliopsida; Brassicales; Brassicaceae. The annotation marks the transcript as partial. Gene Ontology annotation, molecular function: GTPase activator activity. The record is from RefSeq and is a predicted model, not a curated record.